GCUUUGGCGGGCAACCUUUUGCGUCAACGAUCACCCUUCCUCCGUCCCGCUAGGCUUCUCAAAACUCAGACCCAGCAAUAUAUAUAUUUAUACAUAUAUUUGUCACUCAUCCUCCCUCCCCCUCUCCUUUUCAAAGGCAUGCGCGGCAACGUUUACGUCCACAAGCCGUACUUGGGCACCAACACCGCCUCUCUCAAGGAUUCGAAUGACCCAGCUCCGGACUUCGUCAACUGGAAACUGGCGCUGGACGGCGCGGUACAUCGCGGCAGCUACAGCACGGGCAGUCACAGCAGAAGCAGAGCCAGGACACCCUCGCAGGGACACAGUGCUCGCGCAGAGCGGAUGCCACAGCGUGCCGCGCCACCACCACUGCCACAGCCUCGCUUCACCGCACGCAAGUCGCAAGUGACGCCACAGCCGCAACUUCGCACCGGCCCUCUUUCUCUUGCGCCGUGGGAGGCGAAGGCAGUGCAGGUGUACCGGGGCCUACGCCGCUGCCGCCGGCAGUACGGGACCACGGCGCCCUCCUUCUCCACGAGCGACGUACGAGUGGCCUCGCCAGGGAACGCAUGGAGAGAGCAGCCACAAGAGGAAGUGCAGGAGGCAGCAAGUGAGUCUGUCGUGGCUCCUUCGCUUGUGCCGAUGAUCGCGUCUGCGCUUGACACCUGUGCGCAGUGGGAGCCAUGCCGGGUGCGCGAGGUGUGUUGUCCGGAUCAUCCCACCGGGUCCUGCUACGUACCGCCAGCGCUGAUGCUGCAGUACUUCUUGCGCAUUGGUUACCCUCUGCAAGUGAGUCGAGUCGAUCCUGCGUUUCGCGCGCAAACCAUGGCCGACCGUGGAGCCCAGACCUACACCGCCCUCCUCAUCUCGGCAGCGCAGCAAACUGUGCGUUGGUUUCACGGCGGAGGUACGAUGGACGACACGCCGGAUGCCUCUCCGCCGUCGCUGGACUUUUUACCCAGUGUGCUGGGACAAAUGGUGAUGUCACAUCACAUGUCGGUGCGCACAGCCGCCAUCUGGGUGGUGCGGGUGUGCGUGGGCUUCAUGACGGCCGAGAGCAACCGGCUUGCGGAGGAGCGACACUUGCGCGACGGCAAGUCGAGGUCCACUGUGCCCGACUGGCCGCUUUCGCAGACGUGCAUGGAGAACAUCCGCCUGCUAGCACAGGUUAUGCGAGACGCGGUGUAUCGACUACAAGGCAACGCGCUGCCCACGGUGCGGCUGGAUGAGCGGGUGCCGACGCGCCACGGCCUGCGCCUACACGUCGGGGAGGAGGAAGACGAAGAGGACGGCAGCAGCGGCAACAGCGACGACGGCGGAGCACCUGAGGUGAGCGAAUAUGCCGCCGGGGGUAUGCCGCCCUCAACGACGCGUGAGGGGGAGGAUGAUGAAUGGAAGUACUUUCACCUCCUGGUGCUGCAGCAGGCCGUCUCACUGCUCGUGCGCGGCUGCCUCAUCGACCCGCCACCCGCCUCAAGCGAGCGCACUGGAGGCCGCAGCGACGAUCGCGACGGAGGUGAGGCGAUGCGCUCGGAUAUUCCUGCCCUGCCGCCGCCCGCCGCGCCUGACGCCGCUCUCCUCCCUCUUCCUUCCUCAUCGUGCGCCGUCCUCCAAGGCUUGAGGCAACUCAUCUUUUUCAUUCGGGCGCAGUACAACCUCUACGCCCCUGAUCGCCUGUACUGCCGCACCGACUUGGAUGGAAGGAGCGCCUUCUUCGCGCCCGUCUACCCAAACGGCCCCACGCCGCCGUGGCCAGAACUGAACUCGGAGAAACGUGUACUGCACCGCAUCGAGAAGCAGUGGGUGGCCUUUGCGGAGGCCACGGUGCCGCGUGUGAGUAACAUCCUCACCACCAACAACUACCGCUACAUUCCGGCGAUCGCUGGAGCGCUCAGCAUCCGUUAG
Leptomonas pyrrhocoris is the source of this 1905-nucleotide messenger RNA. RefSeq lists its product as hypothetical. Bases 139 to 1905 code for a protein of 588 amino acids. The record is from RefSeq and is a predicted model, not a curated record. The transcript has a single exon. Lineage: Eukaryota; Euglenozoa; Kinetoplastea; Trypanosomatida; Trypanosomatidae.